Messenger RNA from Pseudocercospora fijiensis CIRAD86, 486 nucleotides. RefSeq lists its product as uncharacterized. Bases 1 to 486 code for a protein of 161 amino acids. The record is from RefSeq and is a predicted model, not a curated record. NCBI's taxonomy places the organism in Eukaryota, Fungi, Ascomycota, Dothideomycetes, Mycosphaerellales, Mycosphaerellaceae. The transcript is spliced from 3 exons.
AUGAAGUCCAUUAUUUUUGCUGCAAUUACCGCUCUCUCAUGUCUUGCCUCCGCCAUGGAGGGUAUGAAUGGCUUUCGAAUGAGUGCGAUGGACCCUCAUGUAUCACCAAGAUACAAGUUCAGAAUUCGUGGAGAAAACCAAUAUUUUAAGGCACCCUCUCCGUCUGGCGGUCCAGGCGCACCCAAAGCUCCGUCCAAAUCUCCUUCUGGCGCUCCAGGCUCACCAGGAUCACCCAAAAGUAGUCCUAGUGGUGGUUGCGAAGGUAGCACCUGUGGUGCUGGCUAUAAGCUGACUUGCAAGGGGGGAAAACCUAGUUGCUCCCUGAAUAACCUAGUUGCGGCGUGCAAGGCCCAAGGUGGCGCAUACAUGAACACGUAUACCGACAAAAAUGGCAACGAAUGCUGUAACCACUGCGACGGCAGCCCAAGUUGCGGGAAAGAAUUAAAGCAGGCACAGGAGACAAAGCAUCCUUGCGGUAAAAAAUGA